CGCUCUCUCGCUUCUAUUUCAAGGGCAUUUCCCGCGGCCAUCGAUCCCCAGAGAGGGAGAGGGGGGAAAGAGAGAUUUCAGGAUGGAGUUAUUGCUUUGGGAUAUUGAGCUCAAAGAAUGGAAUGGAAGAAUGCCUUGAUCACAAACGACAACGACAACAACAACAUCAACAAAAACUGCUAACAGAAGAACAACUAGAACAGCGAAGGGAACGUCUUCGGACUUACAUGAGCCAAAGGUGGUUGCAGAUGACUAGUGAAGAGAGAGAACGUCUAAGGGAACGGCGACGGAACACUGAUCGGCUAAGAAGAUUACGCAUGACUGAAGAGCAACUUGAAAGACGAAGGGAGCAGAGAAGAAAUUACAUGCGCCGGCGGCGUAAUAUAGCACUCGGGCUUCCACCUAAUACGGGUAUCGUAGGAUAUCAACCACGAAUAAAAUAUGAGCCAUCACAUGUGGGAGUCACAAAUAUCUUGCGUGUUCAAGGAAGAACUCGGUUGAAUCAUAUACGGCAACAAGCUCGAAUGAGAACUACUCAAGCCAUAGAAAGGAUGGAAGAUGGUAUUCAAGUCACUAAGGCGAGGAUUGAUGACCAGGUGCUGCUAGAUAGAAUGAAAAGUAAUGAAGAUAGUGGUGAAGGCCAUGAAAUUUUCUGGAGUGGAAGAAGAAUGCGCUUGACUGAAAUACGUCGUCUAGCUCGACUAGCCGGGAGUCAACAGAGUGAAAAGACGCAAGAUGUGAAGAUGGAAAUAGAAGGAGAGGACAGUUACCAUGAUGAAGGUAUUGAUCAAAGCAAUGGCAUCCUCCAAAACCAAAGAAGGUUGCGCUUGACUGAGAUACGACGCCAAGCUCGAUUGUUAAGUGAUUAACCAGAAGAGCCAGAUUCCUGAUAUAGACGUUUGAAUCAAGAAUGUCAUAUGAAGAGAAGAAUACAUGUACUUGGUGAAGGUUGUAGUCCAUCAACAAUGUUCAUUAACCUUUUCUGUAACCUUCUACUUGUUUUAGCUGAAUAGUUGUAUUUUAUCUUCAAUGUUAUAAAUCCAUAGCUAGAUGGUGCAACAUGA
Molecule: messenger RNA, 1064 nt
Organism: Magnolia sinica
Lineage: Eukaryota; Viridiplantae; Streptophyta; Magnoliopsida; Magnoliales; Magnoliaceae
Exons: 6
Coding region: 123-869 (248 amino acids)
Source: RefSeq, a predicted model, not a curated record